Messenger RNA from Amoebophrya sp. A25, 1158 nucleotides. The record is from the annotation of a GenBank genome assembly. Lineage: Eukaryota; Dinophyceae; Syndiniales; Amoebophryaceae.
AUGGCGGCUGGUGCUGGCGGUUCGUUCAUGGAGAGGGGAAUGGAGGACUACUUGGAGAAGAGAAUGCGUAACGACGUAAAAAAUGGCAUGCAAAACCUGAAUCCGAUCGGAAGGGCCUAUGGUUUUGGAAGUCAGCCACAACAGGAUUAUGGGGAGGUUGUCAGGAGUGACUAAAGUUUCUGGUCACAGUCUCCUUAAACUUCAGGAUAAGUAAACUCACGGUGGGGCACACACAGAUGAUCUCAGCUAAGUAAGAAGUAUAGCAGUUGUAAGUAACAACUUCUAUAUAAGUUCGUAAAGCGUACGAAAUUGGCAGUCCGCGGAGGCGAUAACUGUACGACCCUCUAAUCAAAGCAAGGAAUAAAUUGGCAGGACUACAACUACCCACCACAUCUGCGGAUAAUUCACUACUCAACCGAGGAGCUACCUGCAGCUAUUAGGGGGACAUGUAGGUAGAUUUUGGUUUAUUGACUCGCGCUCUUGGGCUACUGAAAAUACAAAGUGAUCUUGGACGACGACAUACUGGUAGUUCGAGUUUGAAUGGUUCUGGUAUUUGGUAGCCUGAAUUUGAUCACAAGGAUUGGGAUUCUCUUUUUGUUUUCCCUAUGAUCAAAAUGAGGCUACCACAUACCAGAGCCCUUCAGAGUUCUUUAAGUUCUUGAAGUCAACCUGAUCGCUACAAAGGUAAAAAAGAACUGCUCAACGAACCACUAUCUUCCAGGUUAAUGAAACUGUUUUUCGAGUUGCAGUGCUUCGUCUGCGCGCUCACUCUGUUCAACUCCUUUAUCACUGUCCUGUCGGCUUCCGAAUAUCCAGCGAAAUUUUUCCUUUUCGCGCUGCUGAACUGCCUCAUACUCCCACCAGCAGCGAUGUUUGUCUUCUACCAAGGUUACUUAAGGCCGAAAUAAGUACAUCUCUUGGUUCCUUGGUUGCUACAGCUACUUCUUCUACCUGGGCGGCACUCCCUACAAAAAUGGGCCGAAAUAUGGGGUCUCAUUGGCAAUUCAUUCCUAUUGUACAUGAACACGAUACCGCUACAUAGCUCCUCUAAGUUCCAGAGGCCUUGGAAUAUCGUCUUCCUCACCAGCACUCUUGAUCCUCUAAAUUACCGAGGCCUUGCAAUAUCGUCUUCCUCACUCUUGACGCAGUACAAGGUAG